This is a messenger RNA of Drosophila ficusphila, 1236 nucleotides long. RefSeq names its product cytochrome c oxidase assembly protein COX18, mitochondrial. Gene Ontology annotation, molecular function: membrane insertase activity. Gene Ontology annotation, cellular component: mitochondrial inner membrane. Lineage: Eukaryota; Metazoa; Arthropoda; Insecta; Diptera; Drosophilidae. The transcript is spliced from 2 exons. The record is from RefSeq and is a predicted model, not a curated record. The coding region runs from base 74 to 1129 and encodes 351 amino acids. Gene Ontology annotation, biological process: protein insertion into mitochondrial inner membrane from matrix; mitochondrial respiratory chain complex IV assembly.
UCAGCUGUUCUGUAAGCAUAAUAGCGGUCACUUGGUUGUUUACAUCCAUUUUGUUAUUAUUUAUUAAUUUUAAAUGGCAGCUGUGCUGCUUUUGCGUGCCUGCAGAAGGCCAACGGUCGCUGGCACCUACAACUUCAUUUACCCGGCAACAGCGACUAUUAAUUACACGUACAAUCAGAGGCUGGCAUCUACAGAAGCUGCGGCGGCAAGUGCCCAACUAGCAAAUGCCGGUGGAUUGGUCGGUUUCUGGCAGACUUUGUCGAAUAGCACGCCAGUGGCCUACAUGCAGGAUGUCCUCAUCAAGAUCCACGACUACAGCGGUCUGCCCUGGUGGGCAUCAAUCGUGCUGUCAACUUUCCUGUUUCGAAGCGUUGUUACCCUGCCACUUACCAUAUAUCAGCACAAAAUCACAGCUAGGAUCGAGAAGAUAGCACUGGAGAUGCCCGCCAUUGUUGAGGAACUGAAAAAAGAGGCUGCCAUGGCCAAGCAGAAGUUCAAGUGGAGCGAUCAGCAGACGCAGAUUGUCUAUAGGCGUUCGAUUAAGAAGCAGUGGCAGAAUCUGAUAGUUCGCGAUAACUGCCACCCCAUGAAGACCAUGAUUGUGCUGUGGGGUCAGAUUCCAUUGUGGAUCUUCCAGUCCGUGGCUCUGCGCAACCUGGUUUACAUGCUUCCGGAUCCCAUGGCAAUUGAAGCUCAAAUCGUGGCCACCGAGAUGACCAUUGGCGGAUUUGGUUGGAUACCUAACCUCACUGUAGUGGACAACUCAUAUAUCCUACCCGUAACACUAGGACUUAUUAAUUUAGCCAUUAUAGAAGUGCAAUCCAUGUGCAGAACGCGUCCUCCCACCCGCUUGCAAAACAUAGCCAACAAUGUGUUCCGUGGCCUGAGUGUUGUGAUGGUUCCAGUCGCCUGUACCGUGCCCUCAGCUUUGUGUGUUUAUUGGGUGGCAUCCAGCAGUUUUGGACUCGCACAAAACCUACUGAUCCUAUCGCCGGAAGUUCGACGAUCUGUGGGAAUUCCCAAAACGCAAACAGAACUCAGCCAGCCAUACGAUCUGCUCUGGCUAAAAAUACAGCAAAGGCUUCGACUCGUCGAGAAGCCGGUGGCUGAUAAGCCGGCAGGCAAAUGAUAUAGUCUUAAUCAUGUAGUUUAAUUUAGGUAAGACGUUGAGUUUGUUUUAUGACUUAUAUAAAUAUAGACCUUCAUUAAAUGCGACUGCGCCACUGUAAAUCAUCA